UCCAUUCUGAUUAACUUUCCACAGACUCGCACACACUCCACUGCUUAACAUCUCCUUAUUCCCCACCCAAGUUGACCGACCUCUUUUCCCUCUCUCUCCUCAAUCGCCAAGUCGGCGUCUUCUCCACAAACCCGUAUAUCGUUCCCCUCCCUCCCUCUCCCUAUCCCUAUCCCAAGUUUUCUAGAGAGAGAAAGCGAUGGAUUCGGACCAGGGCAAGCUCUUCAUCGGGGGCAUCUCGUGGGAAACGGACGAAGGCAAACUGAGCGACUACUUCGGUAACUACGGCGACGUUUUGCAGACCGUGGUGAUGAGGGACAAGAUCACCGGCAGGCCCAGAGGGUUCGGGUUCGUGGUCUUCGCGGAUCCUUCGGUCCUCGAUAGGGUCCUUCAAGAAAAACACACCAUCGACGGUAGAACGGUUGAGGCUAAGAGAGCGAUGUCAAGAGAUGAACACCAGACUGCCUCUAGAGCUGGAAAUGGUAACUCUGCUAGAAAUUUUGGAGGUGGUGGAAAUUAUAGGACCAAGAAAAUAUUUGUUGGGGGCUUGCCAGCAACUUUGACUGAGGAAGGAUUUCGACAAUAUUUUGAAUCUUAUGGUAAUGUUACAGAUGUUGUGGUCAUGUAUGAUCAGGCCACCCAGCGGCCUCGUGGAUUUGGGUUUGUUUCUUUUGAUAGCGAAGAAGCAGUCGAUAGGGUAUUGCACAAGACAUUCCACGACUUGAAUGGUAAACAGGUGGAAGUAAAGCGUGCUCUUCCCAAAGACGCCAACCCCAGCGGCGGUGGCCGUUCCACGGCUGGUGGUGGUGCAGGUGGUGGCGGAGGUUAUCAGGCUGGUUAUGGUGCUUCUGGCGGAAAUUCAGGAUCUUUUGAUGGCCGAAUGGAUUCAAACAGAUACAUGCAGUCUCAAAAUGCUGGAGGUGGUUUUCCGGCUUAUGGUUCUUCUGGAUAUAGUGCUUCUGGUUAUGGGUACGGUCCCGCCAAUAACAGCAUGGGUUAUGGCGGUUAUGGCGGUUAUGGUGCUGCCAAUCCGGGGUAUGGAGGUGCAGCUGCUACAGCUUACGGAAACCCUAAUGCACCUAGUCCUGGUUAUGGAACCGGUCCACCGGGUCCUGCACGAAAUUCUUGGAGCUCCCAGGCUUCCUCAGGGUAUGGUGCUGCCGGUUAUGUGAAUGCCUCUGCUUGGGGUGGUAGUGCAACCGGUGGGCCCGGUUCUGCACCCACGGGUCAAUCUCCAGGUGGGGCUUCUGGGUAUGGAAACCAAGGUUAUGGGUAUGGUGGGUAUGGUGGAUUGGACGGGUCUUAUGCAAAUCAAGCUGCUUAUGGUGCUGUUGGUGGUCGUGCCGGAAGUGUCCCCAGUAGUAAUGCUUCUGCCAGUGGGGGAGAGAUGCAAGGCAGUGGUGGGGCCUACAGGGGAGGUGGUGGCUAUGGUGAUGCCAAUGGGACUUCAGGGUAUGGAAAUCAAGGAUGGAAUGAUCCUUCUCAAACAUCUGGAAGUUAUGGAGCUCAGGCAAAUGGGCCUCAUGGCGGGCCAGUUGGAUAUGGUGGUGGGUAUGGCGGUGCCCCGACUCGACAGGCUCAACAGCAGUGAUUUUGAUGACCUCAUUGUGUCUGGGGCUUGGGGUCCUUUUUUGCUCCAAGGACAUGCAGUCAAUGCUUUACCCGUUGUAGGUGGCAGCAGGGGUUGGCUUCUGUUGCAUGUCAUGCGAACAUUGGGACUGGUUGGAUUGCUUCUGUUGCAUGUCAUGCGAACAUUGGGACUGGUUGGAUUGCUUGACUCCCAGUAGUUUGCACUAUCUAUUUUGUUAGCAUAAAAUAAGUUUAUAUGAGGAGUAGUGCUGUCGCUUCUAAGUAAUUGCCCUUGAGUGUAGUUUAAAUUCAGUGUGCUUAUCGUUGUGCUAUUAUCUAGUCUGGAGCUUUCGUUAUGGUAGUGUUUUAAAGCUAUAGUAGCUUGUAUUGAACUUUAUUAAUAUGGUUUGAUCAGUUUGAGUACUUUCUUAAUUUCGUGGAA
This is a messenger RNA of Rhododendron vialii, 2008 nucleotides long. RefSeq names its product heterogeneous nuclear ribonucleoprotein 1-like. The record is from RefSeq and is a predicted model, not a curated record. NCBI's taxonomy places the organism in Eukaryota, Viridiplantae, Streptophyta, Magnoliopsida, Ericales, Ericaceae. The transcript has 2 exons. Bases 197 to 1588 code for a protein of 463 amino acids. Gene Ontology annotation, molecular function: RNA binding.